CCUCUCAGAAUUAGAACAAUUUCAGGUUAGACGUCUCUUCACACGUUUCAAGAUGACACCGAUUAGCAAUUUGAAUUAUCUGCUUGAAAUUAUAAGCGUGCCCGCAUCGCUGAUAAGACAGAACAAAAUGGUGAAACUAUUGGGACUAAGGCGUCUGUCGAUCGCCAUCACAUUCUUCACAUGCGGCUUCUUUGUGAAUAUAGCGCAGCUAUUGCUGACCAUCUUGGUGAAGCCGAUAGAUAAGAAGCUUUUCCGCACUCUGAUGUAUUAUCCGUGUUAUUCCUUCUAUUCCUUGCUUGUUUUUGUGGCGGAAUGGUAUGCCGGUUGUAAAAUGCGGGUAUUUAUCGAUCCUGAAGAUGAAAAGAAAUUCUAUGGCAAGGAACAUGGCCUGCUGAUAAUGAAUCAUACAUACGAAAUUGAUUGGCUUACCGCUUGGAUGGUAACCGAAAAAUUUGGUGUUUUGGGUAAUACUAAAGCUUAUGCCAAGAAAGCGAUACGAUAUGCCCCCAUCUUGGGUUGGGCUUGGUGGUUGGCUGAAUUUGUGUUCCUUAAUCGUGACUUUGAGAAGGAUAAGCAGAUAAUUGCUCAUCAAUUGAAAGUUCUAUAUUCAUAUCCUGAUCCCGUGUGGAUUCUUCUAAAUGCCGAGGGCACUCGUUUCACCGAAUCCAAGCAUAAGCUCUCCGUGAAAUUUGCCGAGGAACAUGGCAUGACAGUAUUGAAGCAUCAUUUGAUCCCACGUUCCAAAGGCUUCACGACUAGCUUGCCCACCUUAAGAGGUAUUUGUCCCGUUAUCUAUGAUUUAAAUUUGGCCUUUAAGCGGGAUGAAAAAACUCCGGCUUCCAUGUUGUCCCUGUUGAAUGGAGAUGCUGUGGAGCCCUAUAUGUAUCUCAGACGCAUACCCUUGGACCAAGUGCCAGAAGACGAGACAAAAGCUGCUGCCUGGUUGCAGCAACUAUAUGUGGAAAAGGAUCGUCUGAUUGACAGUUUCCAUGAGACUGGCAGUUUCUUCAAGACAUCCGGAUUCAAGGAGGUACCCGGCAAAAUCUACAAGCCACGAUUGAGUUCAGCCAUUAAUUAUCUUACAUGGGCUAGUUUCUCGAUUCUUUGUAUUUUGUAUUAUUUAAUUUCCUCAUUGCUGGCGGGCAAUUUGAUUGCUUUCACCGUGGCCUUCUCUACUCUUGGCCUAUUCUAUUGGCUCAUGGAAACGGCAGUUAAUGUGUCCCGUAUCAGCAAAGGUUCCACCUAUGGUACUGGUGCCUCGCCCAAAACAAAAUGAUUUCCUGACAAGUCGUUGGGUCAGAGUGCAUAUUUACUACGCAAUAGGCAAAAAUGACUUAUUAAAUAAUCUAUUAUGUAUAGAUGAAAUUGUAUAAAUUAAACGAAUUACUAAAUAAUGAAA
This is a messenger RNA of Drosophila willistoni, 1399 nucleotides long. RefSeq names its product 1-acyl-sn-glycerol-3-phosphate acyltransferase delta (gene Agpat4). NCBI's taxonomy places the organism in Eukaryota, Metazoa, Arthropoda, Insecta, Diptera, Drosophilidae. Gene Ontology annotation, molecular function: 1-acylglycerol-3-phosphate O-acyltransferase activity. The record is from RefSeq and is a predicted model, not a curated record. Gene Ontology annotation, cellular component: endomembrane system. Bases 53 to 1276 code for a protein of 407 amino acids. The transcript is spliced from 3 exons.